Molecule: messenger RNA, 1096 nt
Organism: Teleopsis dalmanni
Lineage: Eukaryota; Metazoa; Arthropoda; Insecta; Diptera; Diopsidae
Product: UDP-N-acetylglucosamine--dolichyl-phosphate N-acetylglucosaminephosphotransferase-like
Exons: 3
Coding region: 1-537 (178 amino acids)
Biological process (GO): dolichol-linked oligosaccharide biosynthetic process; protein N-linked glycosylation
Molecular function (GO): UDP-N-acetylglucosamine-dolichyl-phosphate N-acetylglucosaminephosphotransferase activity
Source: RefSeq, a predicted model, not a curated record
AUGGCUUCUUUCUUGCAAUCCGGAUCUGUAGACUUUUUCUGCUAUGUAUACCCAUCGCAAGUAUUUGUUGGCGAUACUUACUGUUACUUUGCUGGCAUGACAUUUGCAGUCGUUGGAAUAUUAGGACACUUCAGCAAAACAUUAAUAUUAUUUUUCAUACCCCAAAUUUUAAAUUUUCUAUACUCAAUUCCGCAACUUUUCCAUUUUGUACCUUGUCCGCGUCAUAGACUGCCAAAAUAUGACUCAAACACUGAUUUAUUAACAAUUAGCACUGUAACAUUCCGAGCAGAAGAACUCAAUUUUAUUGGCAAACAAAUGGUUAAUAUAUUUAGGUUUCUAAAACUGAUUUCAUGGAAAGAUCAUGCCGAUGGCAGAAUAACAACUAAUAACUUUACACUUAUCAAUUUUGUCCUAGUCAUAUUUGGUCCAGUACACGAAAAUAUUGUCACCUACAUGCUGCUAGGUUUGCAAGUCAUCUGUUCGAUAGUUGCAUUUUUUAUACGUUAUCCGUUGGCAAACUUGUUCUACGAUACAUGAGUGCGAUAGAUAAGAUCAUGGAUCAAUUUUAUUCAAGUUGAUCCUUUUUUAAUUAUUUAAAUGAAACCAAAUAUAUAAUUUUAUUGUGUUUUUGAUUGAUUAAAUUUUAUAAAAAUUUCGUGUAUUAAAAUUUUCUAAUACAAACUUUUCUUUAAAAUAUUUUUUUAAGAUUUAUUUUUAAGUAUUGUAACUCAAAUAAAUUUAAAUGCAAUUAUUAUUAGUUAUUUAUAAAAAUUAAAUUAUAAUACCAUAAAAAGGAUUCAUAUAUAGAAAACAAAUAAAAACUUUACAUAAGAAAUAUUUAUAAUGAGCAUGUAACAGUAAGAAUACACUAUAACAAUUAACAUAACAUAUGUCGAAUGUGGUACAAAUGGAGCAUUUAAUACAAAAUCCUUUUAUAUGGAGCUCAUUAUCAAUAAAUGUGCUCAUUUAAGGCGAAAUGUCGAAUGCAACCCUAAAAAUAAAUUUCCCACAUGAGAAAUUACCAAAAUUUGAAAUAUGUGUCAUGUUUUAUAUGUAAAAUGUGAACAAACAACAGAUUAGCUAUAAACAAAGGUAC